AUGGAUGGAUGGAAUGGAAAAAAGUCGGUGGCUGGUAUUUUGGAGUUUGGUUUGGAUUGCAGCGCGUCGUCUCCACUAGACGGCGAGCCCGCAGGUGCGGAAGGGAAGCUGGCCACUCACGAGAGCUGCCCAGAUGCAUUUGUGCACCCGGCCGCAUAUCUCGAGGCCCGCGCCAUCUCGACCCAAAACAAAGAGUCCUUCGUCUCUGCCCAACCGUCGGCCUGUUUCUAUUCUCUAACGCGCGGAGGAGCGCGUCUGUCGGAUCCAGAGCCGGUCACGAACGAUGCACGAAAACCCACUCUAUUCACACUUUUGCUCACUUGUGCUCUCGAGCCUCAGUGGUUGACUGUCAGGUGUCAGCAGCGUUUCGCGUCUCAGAGCAUCAUCGGCAGCCAGCCGGCAGGCAUGGCACCCAAUCGAUUGUCUAGAGUGGUGACGGCGACACUUCACUUUACAGGCUCUUGGUCGGCUGCCAUGAAAACAUGA
Podospora bellae-mahoneyi is the source of this 486-nucleotide messenger RNA. RefSeq lists its product as uncharacterized. The coding region runs from base 1 to 486 and encodes 161 amino acids. The transcript has a single exon. The record is from RefSeq and is a predicted model, not a curated record. Lineage: Eukaryota; Fungi; Ascomycota; Sordariomycetes; Sordariales; Podosporaceae.